This is a messenger RNA of Miscanthus lutarioriparius, 918 nucleotides long. The record is from the annotation of a GenBank genome assembly. Lineage: Eukaryota; Viridiplantae; Streptophyta; Magnoliopsida; Poales; Poaceae.
AUGGGCGCCGCCACCACCAACGGCUCGGCGGAGCCGGCGCCCGCUCCAGCGCUCAAGUUCCUCAUCUACGGCCGCACGGGCUGGAUCGGGGGCCUGCUGGGCGGCCUUUGCGCGGCGCGCGGGAUCCCCUUCGCGUACGGCGCCGGCAGGCUCGAGAGCCGCGCCUCGCUCGAGGCCGACAUCGACGCCGCCGCGCCGACGCACGUGUUCAACGCCGCGGGCGUCACGGGCCGCCCCAACGUCGACUGGUGCGAGACGCACCGCGCCGAGACCAUCCGCGCCAACGUCGUGGGUACGCUCACGCUCGCCGACGUCUGCCGGGGCCGCGGGCUCGUGCUCAUCAACUACGCCACGGGCUGCAUCUUCGAGUACGACGCGGGACACCCGCUCGGCUCCGGGGUCGGCUUCAAGGAGGAGGACACGCCCAACUUCGUCGGAUCAUUCUACUCCAAAACCAAGGCCAUGGUUGAGGAAUUGCUCAAGAACUACGAGAAUGUAUGCACCCUUCGUGUAAGGAUGCCUAUUUCAUCGGAUCUCUCCAAUCCUCGCAAUUUCAUUACCAAAAUCACCCGAUAUGAUAAGGUUGUCAACAUCCCAAAUUCAAUGACAAUAUUGGAUGAACUUCUUCCCAUCUCAAUCGAAAUGGCAAAGAGAAACCUCACUGGAAUAUGGAAUUUCACAAACCCUGGUGUGGUGAGCCACAAUGAAAUGCUAGAGAUGUACAGAGACUACAUUGAUCCAAGCUUCUCUUGGAAAAACUUCAACUUGGAGGAGCAAGCAAAGGUCAUAGUUGCACCGAGGAGCAACAAUGAGCUUGAUCAAACCAAAUUGAAGAGGGAGUUCCCAGAGCUUUUGUCAAUCAAGGAGUCACUGAUCAAAUAUGUUUUCGAACCAAAUUGUAAGACUUCCAAGGCUUGA